Molecule: messenger RNA, 3633 nt
Organism: Carassius gibelio (silver crucian carp)
Lineage: Eukaryota; Metazoa; Chordata; Actinopteri; Cypriniformes; Cyprinidae
Product: glutamate carboxypeptidase 2
Exons: 19
Coding region: 189-2402 (737 amino acids)
Molecular function (GO): carboxypeptidase activity
Source: RefSeq, a predicted model, not a curated record
AUUAGAAGAAACGCGUAAAAUGAAAUUUUAUUUUCCUUGAUAAAGCAAGUGCAUCGGUGAAUCAUUUUCAUUCAAACGAACCGAUUCGCUCGCUGCAUUGAAUGAACAACAAAAGCUAGCCAAGACCCACCUACUACAUCUCACAAACUUCCAACACUCCAACGCGUUCACGCGAGGCGCUUAUUCAAAUGGCAUCAGAGGAUAAAACAAUCAGCUGUCUAUGCCGGCUAACGGUUAUUACGGCUUUCUUCUUUAUUGGCUUUAUUAUUGGUUGGUUUGCUCGACCUACUACUGUCAAUCAUGGACAUGCAUCAAAAAGCUUCCUGCAGGAGUUUCUGGAUGAGAUGCAGGCAAAGAAUAUUAAACACCAUCUCAGGAAGUUCACAAGGCUGCCCCACCUGGCUGGAUCACAGCAGAAUCUGGAUCUGGCAAAACAGAUCCGGGACGAGUGGAUGGAGUUUGGGCUGGACUCAGUGGAGCUCGAGCCGUACGACGUGCUGCUGUCUUACCCAAACAAAACUAAGCCCAAUUACAUCUCCAUAGUGGACCACCUGGGCAAUGAGAUCUUUAACACCUCUCUGGCUGAGCCGGUCCCUGAAGGUUAUGAAGAUGUUACCGAUAUCGUUCCUCCUUAUAGUGCUUUCUCUGCGAAAGGACAACCAGAGGAAGAGCUGGUUUAUGUGAAUUACGGCCGGACGGAGGAUUUCUUUAAGCUGGAGAGAGAGUUGGGAAUAAACUGUUCAGGAAAAAUCGUCAUCGCUAGAUACGGCAAAAUCUUCCGUGGGAACAAGGUGAAGAACGCGAUGUUAGCGGGAGCUAAAGGGAUCGUGCUGUUCUCUGACCCGGCGGAUUACUGUGCGGACGGCGUGGAGCCGUAUCCCGACGGCUGGAACCUGCCAGGAGGAGGCGCUCAGAGAGGAAACGUGCUGAAUCUGAACGGGGCGGGAGACCCGCUCACACCGGGAUACCCUGCCAAAGAAUACACCUACAGGUCGAGUCUGGAGGACGCAGUGGGGCUUCCCAAGAUCCCUGUGCAUCCCAUCGGAUAUCAUGAUGCGGUUCACCUGCUGCAGCAUAUGGGAGGACCUCUUCCUCCGGAAAACUGGAAAGGUGCCCUGAACAUCUCGUACAGAAUCGGACCGGGAUUCAAAGACGGUUUAAAUCAGAAUAAAGUGCGUAUGAACAUCCACACCAAUAAUCAGGUGACUCGUAUCUACAACGUCAUUGGCUGGAUCAGAGGAGCGGUGGAGCCAGACAGGUACGUGAUUCUGGGCGGUCAUCGGGACGCUUGGGUGUUCGGAGGGAUCGAUCCGGUGUCAGGAGCGGCUGUGGUGCACGAGAGCGUGAGAGCGGCUGGGAAGCUCAUGAAGAAAGGUUGGAGGCCGAGGAGAACGCUGAUCUUUGCCAGUUGGGACGCAGAAGAGUUUGGUCUGCUGGGAUCCACAGAAUGGGCAGAGGAUCACGCCAGAGUCCUGCAGGAGCGAGCCGUGGCUUACAUCAAUGCAGACUCUGCUAUUGAGGGUAUGUACACACUGCGAGUCGACUGCACCCCCUCCCUACACACUCUGGUUUAUGACAUCACCAAGAAGGUUUCGAGUCCAGAGGAGGGCGAGGAGGGCAUGACUUUAUAUCAGAGCUGGCACAAACGUGACAACUCCACAGAAAGAGAUGCACCGUGGAUCAGUAAACUGGGCUCUGGCAGUGAUUUUGAAGCGUAUUUCAUCAGAUUAGGCAUUGCAUCUGGAAGAGCGAGAUACACCAAAAACCGAAAAACCGAGCACUACAGCAGUUACCCCGUGUACCACAGCGUGUAUGAGACCUAUGAGAUCGUGGAGCGCUUCUACGACCCGAGUUUCCGUCGGCUGGAGGCCGUGGCCCGUGUUCGGGGAGGACUGAUCUUCAGUUUGGCCGAUUCUCUGGUCUUACCUCUGGACUGUGUGGAGUACGCCACGUCUCUCACCAAAUACGCCAACAGCAUCCACCAGCUGGCACUGAAGCACCCUGCUGCCAUGCAGAAGUACAGCGUCUCCUUCGAUUCUCUCUUCUCUGCUGUUGAGAACUUCACAGUCGCUGCACGAGACUUUCAUCAGCGUCUUGAGCAGCUCGACACCUCGAAUGCUCUGGCCGUGCGGAUGCUCAACGAUCAGCUGAUGUAUCUAGAGAGAGCUUUCACUGAUCCGCUGGGUUUGCCUGGGAGACCGUUUUACAGGCAUAUCAUAUUUGCGCCCAGCAGUCACAAUAAAUAUGCGGGUGAGUCUUUCCCAGGGAUUUAUGACGCUUUGUUUGACAUUGAGAACGCAGUGGACCCGCAGAAGGCCUGGGACGAGGUCAAACACCAAAUCAGCAUCGCCUCAUUCACGGUCAGCGCAGCCGCAGAGACGCUAGAGCCUGUCGUCAGCUAGACACCUUCCUUCACUUCUGGAUAUCAAAACAUGCUGUGGAUGUGGGACUAUAACAUGUCAGCCAAACCGUUCAGAUUUCAGUGUUUCAUCCUUCACAUGCAGAUCUGACUCUCAGAAGAAAGCAGAUAAACUGUCAAAUAUUAAUGAAAUAGUUCACCUAAAAAUAACAUUUUGUCGAGUACAUUUUCAGCUUCAGGCCAACCGAGAUGUAGAGCUUGUUUCUUCAUCAGAUUUAGAGAAAUGUAGCAUUGCAUCAGUGUCUCAGCAAUGGAUGCUCUGCAGUGAAUGGGUGCCGUCAGAAUGAGAGUUUUUAACUUUAAACGUUUACUUCUGGACAUAAUAUGAGUUCAUAAUACAUCAUAAUACACUUCUUCCAGUGGAAAAGUCCAUCUCCUGUUGUCUCUCACAUCAAAAUCCAUCUCUUCUUGUACAGAAGCAUGUUAUACUAUACUAAAUACUAAACUGCAUUGGCUUGUAAACGGUGCUUGAUCUGGGCAGAUUUCUCUCCUGAUUCAGACGAGAAGACUUUUUCACUGGAGGAAGUGUUAUUAUGGACUCGUAUUUUAGCCAGAAGCAACGCUUUUAAGUUAAAUCGUCUUAGUGCUGGUUUUGUUUCUUAGAAACGCACAGCUUUUGGCUUAUCCAGAUGUAUUGGAGUGCUGUGGAUUAUUGUGAUAUUUUUAUCAGCUCAUUAUCAGACUCUCAUUCUGACGGCACCCAUUCACUGCAGAGGAUCCAUUGAUGAGCGAGUGAAGUAACACAACAUUUCUCCAAAUGUUAUCAUGACCAAAAAACUCCCCUACAUCUAGAAUGACCCGAGGGCAGACACAGUUGCAGCAAAAUUGCAUUUUUGGCUGAACUAUUCAUUGAAGAUGUCUUUCAUCCAAAGAUAUUUGUACUGGACAAAAUGCAGGGAUGGCAUUAAUUGUCUUAAUUUAGUACAGAACAUAUGAAUGACUGCAGUGUUACAACCCUAAGCACAUUUCACACAUAUGAUUGGAUAAAAAUAAUUCUGAGAUGUCAUAAAGUAGUUCCUAAAAUUGUGACCAUUUGACCUCCAUGAUAAACAAUCAGAUUGAAAAGCGGUCAAUCAUGGAAGCAACUGUUUGAUACGUUGCUUGCAAAUCUUGCACAAAUUGUUGCAUAUGAGUGAAUUGUUUGCAAAACCAUUUUUGCAUAUAUUGUCUUAAUGGAAAAAUCUUUAAAAUCAAUAAACUGAUUGCACAAAUCA